UUCCACUACAUACUACCUACUAUCCUCUCUGCACGCCCGCCUGCCCUCGUCCUAGUCGCUCCACACAAUGGCGACGAACGGAGGCACGAACGGCCAGCCGCAGCUCAAUGGCAUCAUCGCACAAGACAAAGAGAAACAGAAUGUCGCAGUCCACUCAUUCGACCCAGACGCUACUCCCGAACAGAAGGCUGCUGCCGCUGGGAAGGGUCGCAACCAAAUUGAGAGUAGCAAGGACGACGCGCCUAGUGGUAAAGAGGUCGCGGUGACGACUGGUCAAACACCUGCGCUGCCGCCGACUAUAACCGUUACGGAUGCAGACCGCGAGCCGCAGCCAAAUGGAGUUGCACCACCAGAGAGCCUCCCGCCCAGUCAAGUCCCCGGCGCACUCCCCGAAGGCGCCGCACCGCUAAUUCCAGAAUGGUAUAGGGUGGGCUGGCGUGCUGUUGGAGGCAUUGAUGAACCUCUUGCAGAGGGCGCCGAGAAGGACAAGGCCAUCCUCGAGAUGUUUAUUGGCGAACAGUACUAUGGUGCUUGGUACCACAAUGCUGCUAUCAUAUUCUUUGCGGUCUUUGCCUCACACUUCCUUACGGUCUUCCACUUUGGCUGGGGAUGGUUGUUUAUAGUACUUGCGACAUGUGCGACGUACUAUACGACUUCCAUGACUCGUGUGCGGCGUCGCGCUCGCGAUGACAUUCAGCGCGAACUCAUCAAAUCUCGUCUUGUCGCGGAAGCCGAGUCGGCUGAUUGGAUCAACCAUUUCCUCGAUCGCUUCUGGCUCAUUUACGAGCCUGUACUCUCGCAGACCAUUGUCCAGAGUGUCGACCAGGUCCUUAGCACGAACACUCCGCCAGUCGUAGACUCCCUUCGUCUUUCAACAUUUACUCUUGGUACAAAGGCUCCUCGCAUUGACAGCGUGCGCACUUGGCCCCGCACCGCGGAGGAUAUUGUCACGAUGGAUUGGAAGUUUUCAUUCACACCCAACGAUGUCAGCGACAUGACGCCGAAAGAGGCAGCCAAGAAGGUCAACCCGAAAAUUGUGCUUAGCGUGCGUGUUGGCAAGGGCGUUGCCUCAGCCGCUAUGCCGAUUUUGCUCGAAGACAUGAGCUUCAGUGGCUUAUUGCGCGUUCGCAUGAAAUUAAUGACUUCGUUCCCGCACGUCCAAGUAGUCGACCUCAGCUUUUUGCAGAAGCCUAUUUUUGAUUAUGUACUCAAACCCCUUGGUGGUGAGACGUUUGGCUUUGACAUUGGUGUUAUUCCCGGUCUAUCUGCGUUCAUUCGCGACAUGGUGCACUCCAUUCUUGGACCCAUGAUGUAUGACCCCAACGUCUUCACCCUCAAUCUUGAGCAACUCCUCUCGGGUGCUCCCAUUGAUACGGCCAUUGGCGUGCUUCAAGUCACAGUUCACUCUGCACGCGCCUUGAAGGGGGUCAAGAUUGGAGGAGGCACCCCAGAUCCGUACGUCAGCUUCAGCCUCAAUGCGAGACAGGAACUUGCGCGUACGAAACAUAAGGAGUCUACUUAUAACCCGACAUGGAACGAGACCAAGUUCUUGCUCAUUAAUUCACUAGCUGAGCAGCUCGUCCUCACUGUCUUCGACUGGAAUGAACAUCGUAAAGAUUCAGAACUUGGUGCGGCGACCUUUGACCUCAGCAAGCUUGGCGAGGAUGCUGUGCAAGAAGGAAUUGAAACGAAGGUCCUUAAGGACGGGAAAGAAAGGGGCGAGCUUCGCUUUGACUUGUCGUUCUAUCCCGUCUUGAAGCCGCAGAAGAUUGAUGGUGGCAAGGAGGAGGAAUUGCCUGACACCAAGGUCGGAAUUGUCCGUCUCACGUUGCACCAGGCCAAGGAUCUCGACCACACCAAGAUCAUGUCCGGAGAUCUCAAUCCAUUUGCAAAGGUUUUUCUCAGCUCGAAUGCUCCACCCGUUCACAGCACACCCAGGGUCAAGCACACCUUCAACCCCGUUUGGGAAAGCUCGACAGAGUUUUUGUGCUCAGACAAACAUUCAUCGGUCAUUACUGUCAAAGUCGUUGAUGACCGCGACUUCCUCAAGGACCCAAUGCUUGGUUAUCUUAGUAUCAAGCUCGAAGAUUUACUCGAGGCGAAGAAGACUGCGCGUGAUUGGUGGCCGCUUAGCGGCUGUCGCAGUGGUCGUAUGCGUAUGAGUGCAGAGUGGAAGCCAUUGAAUAUGGCUGGUAGCUUGCACGGUGCGGAUCGAUACGUCCCGCCGAUUGGAAUUGUGAGACUUUGGAUGCAGAAGGCGACGGAUGUGAAGAACGUCGAGGCUGCGCUUGGUGGGAAGAGUGAUCCAUAUGUUAGGGUGUUGGUGAAUAACAUCACUAUGGGGAGGACGGAGGUGAUCAAUAACAAUUUGAACCCUGAGUGGGAUCAGAUUAUCUACAUCCCCGUUCACUCUGUAAAAGAGACUAUGCUGCUGGAAUGCAUGGAUUACCAGAACUUGACGAAAGAUCGUUCACUCGGGACGUGCGAACUCAAAGUCCGCGACCUCGUCGCAAAGAGCAAGGACUCGAAGUACCCAUACGCAUCGACCGGCAAGAAGUCAGUCGCCGACCCAAUUCGUUUAGACAACGGCAAUGUAUAUAAAGGUCAUCUGCACUACGUCGCAGAGUUCGUCCCAGCUAUCGCUCUGAAAGGAGUUUCGUUCGAGUCUGCAGGGAACGAGAUUCAAAGGAUUGUCGAUGGGCGUGGCUCUGAUACCUCGAGUUUCUCGUCUUCUGAUGUUGAACGUGAACAAAUCCCGGAGGGGAUCACGACGUCGUUACCCGUGGCUGAGAAUGGUUAUGAUCAUGAGCAUGAGGAGGGAGAGGAGAGGCAGGAGGAGAGCACCGGUGCUAGUAGUCCGACGGAGUCGAGAGAGUCGGAGAAGAAAGGACACACGAGGAAUACGAAAUCCAUUGAUAGUACGAGGACUACUGGGACGACUAAGACGGCUGAGACUGCGAGGACAAGCGGAACGACUGCUACUGCUGAGACGUCGGAGACUGUCGAUACUGUGCCGCCCAGUCCUGGUAUUGAAAUGACGAAAGAGGAAUUGCUGACUCAUCAAUCUGGCAUUAUCGUAUUCAGCGUACGCAAGGGCAGGCUCAGCCAGAAGGCUCGUCUGGAAGUGCUCUUGGACGAUGGCUACUGGCCUGCAUUCAGUACAACCCGUGCACGCAGUCUCAAUGCCGAGUGGGAUCACGUCGGCGAAGGGUUCAUCAAGGAACUCGACUUUGGCCGCGUGUGGUUACGUUUGAAUGAAAAUGAUGAAGGCGACAAGGAUGAUAUUAUUGCCGAAUUCAAAUGUGAGGCGAGGCGGUUCCUUGAGGAUGCUAUGAGCGGUCCUACGACCUUUACCCUUACCGACGAAGAUCAAAGGAAGACUUCGACUAUUGAGAUCGAAGCGCGUUAUGUGCCGGUUGACAUAGUUUUGGAGCCGCGCGAGAGUAUCAACAACAUGGGCAUCCUUAGGGUUGACCUUAUGGAUGGCCGUCAAAUUCGCGGUGUCGACCGCGGAGGCAAAUCCGAUCCCUUCGUCGUCUUCUCGCUUAAUGACCAGAAGAUCUUCAAGUCCCAGACCAAGAAGAAGACGCUCAGUCCGGAAUGGAAUGAGCAAUUUGCUGUUCAAGUGCCAUCCCGCGUGGGAGCAGACUUCACCCUCGAAGUGUUCGACUGGAACCAAAUUGAAAAUGCGAAGAGUUUGGGAACAGGAAAGAUUGAGCUUGCUGAUAUUGAGCCUUUCGAGGCGACGGAGCGCAUAAUCAAACUUUCGCAUCAAAAACAUGGAGACCAAGGGGAGAUUCGAAUCAGGAUGAUGUUCACUCCAGAGAUUAUCGCUAGGACGCGCAAGAACACGAGUACCUUUACUUCUGCCGGGCGCGCGAUGACACAGAUUGGCGGACUGCCGAUUGGCGCUGGUAAGGGUGUCGUGCAUGGUGUGAGCAGAAUUGGUACCAAGGUCGGUGGUGUGUUCGGGAAAGAGAAUCACGCGAAACACGAUUCCAUCCCAGUCGUAAAUGCUCCUGAAGACCCACCCUCUGGUCAAGUAUCAGGCCCAGUCGGUUCUGCUAACAACAACAACGUGAACACUGUCGAUUUCGCAUCGACGCAAAACGCGAAUGGCGAGUCGUCGUCUCCAGCGGAACCAGGAACGCUUAAAGUUUCGAUAUUGCACGCGAAGGACUUGUCUGCACCGGAUGGCGAUACACCCAAGGCUUAUGUAACUGUUCGCGUCGGAGAAAAGGAGCACAAGACUAAACACGCGGGAAAGACGACAACGCCUGAAUGGAAUGAGGCGUUCUCGUUCCCAGCUGGGCCGUCCACGCCGAAGUUGUAUGUCAAGCUUUACGAUCACAAUACGUUCAGCAAAGACAGAUCGUUGGGCGAGGCGGAGGUCGAUCUUUGGAGGCACAUCCAGCCAAAAGAGGAUAAUAACGGUGCGGAUGUACUCGUUGAGCUUCGCGAAGGCACCGGGUUAUUGGCGCUUCGGCUUCAGUUCGAUGCACUUGGCGAGCCUGGUAGUGGUGGUACGAAACGGUCUGGGUCGAAUGCGUCGUUGGCUAAUAGAAGUCCGUUUGGGUCGCCAUCGAGGUUUUCUCUGUCGAGAAGGCCACCGUCCGACGAGUCGAGUAAGUAAGUGCCUUCCGAGUUCCGAAGUUCCGAGAUGUGCGAGGAGGGGUUAGUGUGCCGUGUUCGUGAAGAUUCAGAAGAAGGCAUGCCGUUCGUGUGUCCUGCGAUGAAUACGGAGGAUGCGUCUGUAUGCUACUAAAAUAGGUUAUUUCCCACCAUCUCUAUUAUUCUCUACGCCACACCGUUCCCCUUCGGCAACUUAAAACAAUCCUUUUGCUUUGCUUUGUACUUGUGCCUUUUUCCUUUUCCAUUUUUGAUUUUCUCUUUUCUUAAUUCAUGUUCCGGUAGUACAUACAUUUAUAUUAUGGACACCAACGAAUUGAAUGGACUUUCUAUCUAGUUCUAGUUAUGCAAUGUGUAUAUGCUUCAUCUGUACGAAAUUUUCUCG
This is a messenger RNA of Fomitiporia mediterranea MF3/22, 5014 nucleotides long. Its product is annotated as tricalbin. The transcript is spliced from 15 exons. Lineage: Eukaryota; Fungi; Basidiomycota; Agaricomycetes; Hymenochaetales; Hymenochaetaceae. Bases 68 to 4633 code for a protein of 1521 amino acids. The record is from RefSeq and is a predicted model, not a curated record. Gene Ontology annotation, molecular function: lipid binding.